AUGGCUUGUUCUGUUCUCGCCGACCUCGUGAUUGUUUUUCACGCACUUUUCCUCAUCUCAUUUUCUCCAAAGUUAGACCAACUUAUACACUUCAAACCCCUUACAAAAAUACAUCUUGAAAAAAAAAAAAGUCCAGGUCAACUGCUAUCCGCCAUGGCGCGCUUCCGCGUGCCCUUCUCCUCCCUGCCGGUGCCGGCCUUUCUGAACGGCAUACCCGCGCCAACAAUACGCAUCAUCUCGCUCCUCGUGAUAAUCAACGUCGCAGUAUGGAUCGUGGCGGGAGUAAUCCUUCACUUCCACCCGGCUCUCAUCUCUCCCGCCGCUCUGUCUUACGUCCUUGGUCUCCGCCAUGCCCUGGACGCAGACCACAUCUCCGCCAUCGAUCUCAUGACCCGCCGCCUCAUCGCCUCGGGCCAGCGCCCCGUCACCGUCGGCACCUUCUUCUCGCUGGGCCACAGCACAAUCGUCAUCGUAACGUGCGUCGUCGUCGCCGCCACCAGCGGCGCUUUGAGGGACCGGUUUGACGGGUUCGCGAGAUGGGGCAACAUCAUCGGCACGAGCGUCAGCGCCGCUUUCCUGCUGCUGCUCUGCGCGGGCAACGGUUGGGUUCUGUACAAACUCAUCAGGAGACUUAGGGCCGUGCUUGAGGAGGAGCGCAGGAAGACCAUUUCCGGGCAAGACACAGUCGAAGACGACGAAGGGGACGCUGUGACGAAUCUGAAGCUCGAAGGCGAGGGCUUCCUUGCCAACGUUUUCAGGAAGGUGUUCCGCGUUGUCGAUCGGCCUUGGAAGAUGUUUCCACUGGGAAUCUUGUUUGGCCUCGGUUUCGACACCAGCUCUGAGAUUGCCAUUCUCGGGUUGUCCAGCGUUCAUGGCGCUCAGGGGACGAGCAUCUGGCUCAUUCUCAUCUUUCCUGUCCUUUUCACUGCCGGCAUGUGUCUGCUUGACACCACCGACGGUGCGCUCAUGAUGGCCCUCUACACCUCAAAGGCCUUCGCGCGGGACCGCGUUGCGAUUCUGUACUACUCCAUCGUGCUCACCGGCAUCACUGUCUUCGUUUCAGCCUUCAUCGGCAUCAUCCAGGUGCUCUCGCUCAUCGCAAACGUAGCCGAGCCUGAGGGUGGGUUCUGGGACGGCGUUGACGCAAUCGGGGAGCAUUUUGAUAUUAUCGGUGGCAGCAUUUGUGGCAUGUUCGUCGCUGUCGGUCUUGGCUCGGUUCUGGUGUACCGGCCGUGGAGGGCGCGUAUGGAUCGCAAGAACCAGGAGAGGGCAGCUUUAGCCCCCGCUGAGGAGGAGGCUCUGGAUCCGGCAGAGGGACCCAGUUAUGGUGCUGUUGCGGUCCAAGAUCCCGCUGACAAGAGAGGCGCCGAGGCGAAUGAGAGGGAUUUGAGACUCAUUCAGUAG
Molecule: messenger RNA, 1404 nt
Organism: Colletotrichum truncatum
Lineage: Eukaryota; Fungi; Ascomycota; Sordariomycetes; Glomerellales; Glomerellaceae
Product: High-affinity nickel transport protein nic1
Biological process (GO): nickel cation transmembrane transport
Cellular component (GO): plasma membrane
Molecular function (GO): nickel cation transmembrane transporter activity
Source: RefSeq, a predicted model, not a curated record